Cordyceps militaris CM01 is the source of this 618-nucleotide messenger RNA. RefSeq names its product LRP16 family protein. The record is from RefSeq and is a predicted model, not a curated record. NCBI's taxonomy places the organism in Eukaryota, Fungi, Ascomycota, Sordariomycetes, Hypocreales, Cordycipitaceae. Bases 1 to 618 code for a protein of 205 amino acids. The transcript has a single exon.
AUGUCCUCCUCUACCGUCCCUCUCCGUCAGAUCCCCUCGCUCGCCUCCCUCUACAAAGCCGCCAAGCUCCAUCCCAGCUCCAUCGGGUCCGCCACCGGCGCGUCCGCCUCGGCCAACCGGCGCGCAGCCCUCAUCCGCGGCGACAUCACCAAGCUGGAGGUCGACGCCAUUGUCAACGCCGCCAACACGGCGCUGCUCGGCGGCGGCGGCGUCGACGGCGCCAUCCACCGCGCGGCCGGCCCCGGCCUCCUCGACGAGUGCCGCGCCCUCGGCGGCUGCCCGACCGGCGAGGCCCGCAUCACCAAGGGCUACCUCCUGCCCGCCCAGUACGUCAUCCACGCCGUCGGCCCCGUCUACAGCAGCGACGAGGCGAGCGCGACGCUCCUGCGCAGCUGCUACCGCGCCGGCCUCGAGCUCGCCGCCGCCAAGGGCCUCAAGUCGGUGGCGUUUAGCGGCAUCAGCACGGGCAUCUACGGCUACCCCAGCAUGGACGCCGCCGUGGUCGCGUGCAGGACGGUGAGGGAGUAUCUGGACGAGCACGAUGGCCCGCUUGAAAAGGUCGUGUUUGUCACGUUUCUGCAAAAGGACGUGGAUGCCUACAACAGGAUCAUCCCGUGA